Caenorhabditis sp. 36 PRJEB53466 is the source of this 1005-nucleotide messenger RNA. NCBI's taxonomy places the organism in Eukaryota, Metazoa, Nematoda, Chromadorea, Rhabditida, Rhabditidae. The record is from the annotation of a GenBank genome assembly.
AUGCGUCCACGUGACGUUCCGAAUGAAACACAAAUUUCGAUCAGUAAGUCUUAUUCUCUUUCAGCAACAACGUGCCAAACUGCGCUAAAAUUGAGGUGGCAACAAGUUCUGGCUGGACGGAGAGUACACUUCCAUCGAGCACCUCACUUACGACGCUUCUGUUUGGCUCUGGAAAAACUGCAAUUCUUCUGAAACUUCAAUUCGACUUCCUGACCGAUUUCAUCAAUUGAGUGAGUUUUUAUCAAAAUUUACAAGAAAAAAAGUUGAAAAUGCUUCAGCAUUAGACGAUUCUAUGCUUUUUUCUUUUAGUCAAACCUUAUCUGACGGCGUACAGGCAAUUGGGCCAAAAAAUAAUGGAUAAGACAAGAGGGAAUCGCGAAGAUCAUUCGAAUCACAAACGGAAAGCUUUCCAAACAGCCACAAUAAACUAUCUCUGGCGGGAAGUGAACAAGUCUUAUGGGCUUGCCGAUUGUGAAUUCAGUAAGCAACCCACGAGUCAGUUCCACUUUCCAAAUACUCUUUCAGGUCCAUUAAACAUCUACGAUCCACAAACCUAUGAGAUUCUCAAAGACGCAAACCGUAUGGACAUUCCUCUAUCUCUCCUGUCCGUCUACCGGGAUAUCGUUCAGAAAUACAUUGGUGCAAGAGAAAAGUUCACAGCCCAAGACAUGAGAAAAGUCUACGAAGUGUGCGGAUUAAGUGUGUUCUAAGUAUUCAAAUAACACUCUCAAAUGUGCAACUUUUCCAGUCAUGGCGAACGUUUCUCAAUUCGAGAGAAUCAUUUGCGCAGGCCGCGACGCGCUCCAAAACCUGUUGGUCACUCAUGGAUGUGUCUACAAUAUCAGCGAGCAACACGUCUUUGGCCGUCGCCUGUUCCACAAUCUUCUCGAGUUGAUCAUAACGCACGAAAACAGAGGAAUGCCAAAUUCUGACGAAGAUUCGACAACCUCUAACCCACCCCUCCAGGUGUCGAACACUCGUUAUUUCCCCCGCCAAUUUCACUAA